Molecule: messenger RNA, 807 nt
Organism: Acaulospora morrowiae
Lineage: Eukaryota; Fungi; Glomeromycota; Glomeromycetes; Diversisporales; Acaulosporaceae
Source: the annotation of a GenBank genome assembly
AUGAUAACUAAGGCGCAAGGAAAUAGAAAACGAACUCAACAUACUUCAAGAAGGGCAGUUGUCGCCAGUAGUUCUCGGGGAAAAGAACGUAAUAAGAAUUUAGGGGAUAGUGAUUUUUCAGCUUCUGAGAGCGAUGAGAAGAGAGUAAGUCUAGAUUCCGAAAGUUCUGAAAGCACCAUAGAUUCUGAGGUUGAUUCCAUGUCGGUUUCAUCUGAUGACACGACGAUCCUUACACGGUCGAGAAGGGAAGUUAAAGCGAUCAAUUAUUCUGAUGAACAAUAUUAUGCAAGUCGCGGUGUUACUGAGAGUUCUAAAAGAAAGAAGAUGGAUCCUUCAGACAGUGAUAGCAAGAAAAAGAAGAAAAAGCGAAUGAAAGUUUCUGAUUUUGCUAUUUCACGUUCGACGACCGAGGAUUCUCACUCAGAUAACGCGAAAACACGUUCAAAAAGGGUUGCAAGUAAAUUACGCGAUCGUGAUGAAGAAAGUGAGGACGAAACUGAAGAUGAAUCCGAAGAUGAAUCUGAGGAUAACGACCAUGUAUCUGGGCGAAGAAGUCGACGUUCCAAAGUGGUCAAAAGCAAAAAAAUUGAAACCCAUUAUGUACGCUCUUCCGAUUAUGAGAAACCUGUUAGACGACAAAUAAUCAGGGACGUUUUGGUCACACCCACAGUUCCUACUAGAAAGUAUGACAAAAAGUUCAUUUCAGCUCACACAACAUGGUGUGUGAAAUGUGGUCUUGCUUCCCCAAACCGCAGAGUCGCGUGUCAACCAUUAGAUGCAGGUCAUGUCAAUCCAGCGUUGCAUCUU